Molecule: messenger RNA, 5910 nt
Organism: Paramecium tetraurelia
Lineage: Eukaryota; Ciliophora; Oligohymenophorea; Peniculida; Parameciidae
Exons: 1
Molecular function (GO): protein binding
Source: RefSeq, a predicted model, not a curated record
AUGUUAAAGCCUCAUGAUUUAAUUAAUCUUUAGAAUAUAGAUUCAAAUUUUCAGAAAUACUAAUUAGUUAGAAAUUGUUUUAGAUUGAACAUUAAUAAGAGUCAUUUUGAUUAACUACAAUAAAUCUUAGGAUAAACAUAGGAAUUAUUGAAUUCUUCUGACUUAGGAUUAAAGAAUCAUCUUCGAGGAGGAGGCUGUUUAGUUUGCAAGUGCUAAAAUACAAAUAUUAAAUAUUAAUAUCCUUCUCAUUCCCAUUCGUAAUAUAUUACUUAGGUGAAUGAACCUAAAAAGAUUUUGGAAGUUAAAGAAAUCAAAAAGAAAUUAAUCGAACAUUUCAAUUAGAAUUCCUAGUUCAAAUAAUUCAUAUCAGCGGUAACAAAUUGUGAUGAUGAUUGUGUCAUUUUUACAUAUUAAACAAUAUCGAUUUAUCUUGAAAUGUUGUAGAAACAGGAAUUUCUCAAAAUAGAAAAAAAUCAACUCUUUCCAAUUUAUGAAUCUAUUUAAUAAAUAUCUUAGGAUACAGAAUGGAAAAAAAUAAUGUUUUAAUUUUAUUUCGACUUGUUACAAUAAGCAAAUGAAUUUGGAACAAAAUCUAAUGAUCAAAUAUAUGGGCUACUAAGUGACUUCAGUAAAUAGGAAUAAUACACUUAAAACUAAUGGGAUUAAUUAAAAAAGCAAAAAGACAAGUUUAGCUCUUAUGAAACUUUUUAUUUUUAUUAAGCAUACCUGAAUAAAUUAAUCUAGCCUAAUAAUUUUGGAAUUUCGUUGGAUACUUUUGCUAAUGAUUUUAUUAAUAAUUAAGAUUAAAAGAAAUAGAUAAAUAGCUAUCAACUUUUGAUAGCAGCAUAACUUAAUUUGAUGUAUAUAUUUAAUUUAACAAAAUAAAAUUAGUAGUUAAACAACUUUAUAAAAACAGUUUAUGAAGUAAAAUAGAUAAUUACAAAAGAUGAUGAAUACUUUGUCAAUUCGAUCAUAAAAUAAUAAGACAAAGGUUAUGAAGAAAUUUAGAUUUGGUUAUCAUAUCACUUUCUCAUUCUAGAACAUACUUCCAUCCUUAAUAAGAGUAUUUAAGACCAUAUUACACAAUUUUUUGAGAUUUUGAAAAUAUAUAAAGAUAAGGAUUUUUUGGAGUAAUUGAAUUGUAUGAAAAAUAGAUUGGAUUAAAAAAAUAAUUAAUUAUAAGUAAUUAAUCCACUUGUAAAUAUAGUUAAUGAUGGUUUUAAAUAGUAAUUGAAUUAUAAAGAUUAAUUGGAUAUUGUACGCGAAAAAAAAAAAGACCAAAAAUACUAGUAGAAAUAAUAUUAUAUAACUCCUUAAAUUAAUAUCACAACAUCUACAUCUAAAUUAGAGUCAACUUUUGAUGAAGAAGUAAUAAAAAAUCUGUUUGAAGCAUAGGAAGAAGAUAUAUAUUGGUUGUUUGGGAAAUUUAAGUCUGGUAAAACAGAUUUAACAAAGAAAAUAAUAGACUAUUUAUGGAAAAAUUCUGAUUAGAUCCCAAUUUAUUUCGAUUUAACUGAUAUAGAAUAAAAUAAAGAGAAACCAGCUGAAUUUUUAAAAACAUCUCUAAAAUCUGAACCAUUUAACCUUACAGAUUAGUAGAUUUAAGAUUGUUUAAACGCAAAUGAAAAAUUCGUCAUCUUUUUAGAUUAUUUCGAUUAAAUGAGCUUAGGGUUUAGAAAUAGUAAUAUCAUUAACAUGCUUGGCUAUAAAGAUAAGAAGAUAAAUUAAAAAUUGGUUAUAAUUACUAGAGAAUAGGUGUAAGACCUGCCAUCAUAUCAGCCCUUAAUUUAAAGAAUGAUUCGAAUUGAAUUAAAAGAAUUUGAUGAAGGGUAAAAGAGAAAAUAUAUUUAAUAUAUCAUGAAUAAGGAAAUUUAAAGCAAUUAGAUUAACAUUAAUGUUUAGUAAAUGAUUAGUAUCAAUUUUAAUGAUGUCUAAAUUUUAAUCCAGGAAGACCAUGUUAGACAGAUUAAGAUGUAAUUAACUCAGGAGAAUUAAUAAUCCAUUUAAAAAAUGGUGCAAAAUAUGUUAUAAUUAAACUCUAUGAUGAAGGACUUAUUUGUAUCUUGUUUUUCCUUUCAUUAUCAGUUCAAAUUGCUGCUUAAAUUAAUUACUUAAAAGAACUCUGAAAAAUCUCCUUAAAGAUUCUAAGAAUAUAAUAAAUCCAAAAAUUUAGUUGCUCAGUAUCAAGAAUAACAGAAAAAAUAAUUUAAAUAACUAUUAGAUAGUAAUAGUAAUUCCUCAUCCGACACAAAUUCACCCUCUUCCAAAAAUGAAGAACCAAUUGGGAUUAAUAAAAUUUUAGAUUCUAUACUGACAAAAAGCAAUCAGAAAUAUAGACCUUAAUAAGAAGACAUUUAAAAAAAAUAGAUUUUAAAUCCUUAACUUACAAAAUUUGAAUAUUUUAAUUCUCUUGUUGACUAAUAUAUCUAAGAUUCUUUUGAAGCAAGGGAAUGUAUUUGUUCAACUUAUAAAAUAACUAAAAAAAAAGUAAGAGAGUUUUAAUCUAAUCUGGCAUUACUAAUUUAAUAAAAAGGAAAUAACGAUUAAGAGUCUUAAAACGAAUUAAUAAAAAUAUUUUGUCUAUUAAAGUCAGAUGGAGAAAAGGAAAUAUUCAUCGACGAAAAAUUCAAAGAUUUUUUUAUUGCAAAUUUCGUAUUAAGUAAAAUUAAUCAAUUUACAAUUGAUAAGUCAAUAGAGGAACUUGGUCAAUUUAAUAAUUUGAAUUUAUGCCAAAACGCUUAUGCUGAAGCAGUAGCUUUACUUUCAGAUUAACUCUUAUUAAUAUCUGAAAUUAAGAAUGUUCUUAUUUAAUUAAUCAAAUUAUCAAAAAAUUAAACUAAAUACAUAAGAUGUUCAUCUAAUAGUAUGUAUCUUUUAUCAAUUCUUAAACUAAAUUUAGAAGGAGAAGAUUUAAGUUAAAUCCAAAUAUCUGAAAUACCUAUAUCAGGAUUGAGCUUUUAUUAUGCAAAUUUAUGUAAUUCACAUUGGGAAAAUGUUGAUUUAAGUUAUUGCAAUUUCAAUUCAGCAAACUUAACAGGUGCAAAAUUGGAAAGUAUAAAAGGAAUUCUUUAAACACAAACAGACAGAUAGAUUUAGAUAAAGUAAAAGGAAGAGAGUAAAAUCAUCGGAGUUUUAGAUCAGAAAAAAAAUAUAUAGUCAAAAGAAAGUCAACAUAAGAAAAAUUAAUUAGAUUCAUUUGAUUAUCAUAGCAUUUAAGCAAAUGAAUCGCAAGUUGAAAAUUCAUCCAAAAAAAAUCAUUCAAUCUAAAAUGAUUUAUAUUCAAACAUUUCUAUUAAAGAAGAUAAUACGAAUAAAAUUAUAUAUCAAAAAUGCUUUAAGUAACAUUGUAGCUCAUUUUGUUUUUUAGCAUUAAAAGAUUAGGUAGUCUGUGCAUUAUCAAAGGAUAGGAUUAAAUAUAAGAUAAAUUUUUUGUUUUAUAAAAAAUAAAAUGAGAUCGAACCUAUAGAAAUAGAACACUAAUUUGAUAAAAUUACUAAAAUGGCUACUUAUAAAAAUGAUUAAAUUUUAGUUUUAUUAAUUAAUAACAAUAAAAUCCUUUUGAUUUGGCUUAAGAGAAAUUAAGAUCAUUCAUACAAACUAGAUAUUGAAAAUAAAACAGAAAUCAAUGCUGAUAAUUUUACCAUAUCAAAUUGCAAAAUGUUUUUGGCGGCACACAACUGCAAUGAAGUGAAAAUCUAUGAUUAGAAAUUGAUUGAGGUUUAUAAAUUUUCAUCCGUAAAUGAUUGGUGGAGAUAAAUAUAAUAUAAGAGCAAACAAGUCAUAUUUGAAAAACCUUAACCAAUCAAUAUUUUUGAUUCAUAAGUUGAAAAUGCUCAAUAUUCUCCUGAUGGAUAAAACGUCGUUAUAUAAUUCAAAAGCAAAACAGAAUUUUAUAGCAUCAAAAAUGAUGCAGCCGUUUUAGAAAUGGAGAAGGUGAAUAAUUUGAUUUUCUCAAAAAAUUAUUUUGCUACAAGUUCUAAUUAAGGUAUUAAAAUAUAUAGCUUUCCAGAAUGUGAACUUCUCGAUUGGCUACCUUUCAAAGCAAAAUUAUUAAUAUUCUCUUAUAAAUAAGAAUAGAAAUUGGCAAUUAUAAGUGAUUGCAAUUUUAUUCUUGAUUUGAAAGAUUUAGAAUAAACCUCUCCAAAAAUAAUUAGGAAUUUCAAUUAAUAAAUUUAAGAUUCCCCACUUAUAAUUGCUGUUUCAACAAAUAAGACAUAUAAGACAAUGGCAUAAAAUGGAUUAAUUCAUUUUAUUGACGAUUAGUUUUAAAAUGAAAAAAAAUAAUAGUAUUAAGAUGAAACGAUUUUAUCAAUGGGCUUUUUUAAAGAUAAUAUUCAUUUAGCUGUUAGAAGCAAAAAGAACAAUUAACAUAUCUUUAGAAUGAUUAAUUUUAGCACUUAAAAAACCACUUUAGAAUGGAAAGAAGAUAAUUAAACUGAAGAUACAGAGUUUUCUAAUUAAUUCUAAUAUUUACUGAUUGAAUAAAGAAUAUAUGUAAUUUCUAAUCAAAAUAAUCGAUUAGUCUUUUAAGAUGUGACUCAAUGGUGUUUAGAUUAACGAUAAAAUGAGAAUAAUGAGAGAGACAAACCUCCAAUUAUAUUAGAACUAACUCAUUAAAAUAAUGAAAUAUUGUUGGAUAAGAGUUAAAAAUAAACAAUGAAUAUGGCUUAAUUAAAUUCAGAUAUGCCUGAUGAAUAAUUUUUCUGUUUUAACUUUUCAAUUUCUUAAGACCAAACUUAUAUUGCAGCAUGUUUUUCUUAAAAAAAAAAUUAAUUUAAAAAAAAUGGUUCUACUAUCAUUAUUUGGAAAUAUAUUGAUAAAUCACCACAUGACUAUAAAUUUGAAUUUGACUUUUCUCAUGAUGCGGGGGUAAAUUUAUAUUUCUUGGAAUACGAAAAUCUAUUACUUUUGAUUUUCAAGUUCAAUGAAUAAUAAUGUAUUCAACUCGUUUCUAUCCAAAAUAAAAAUAAAACUAGUCUUUGUCUCAAAACGUCUGACUAACCUAUCUAAUCUAUAGCAUUUUCUUCAUAGCAACAAUAAUUUUUUGCUAUCCAUUCAAAUAAGAGCUUUUCUCUUUAUGAAAUAAUAAACGAGUAAAUAGAAUUGAAAUAUUAUUUUAAAGAAACUGAGAUACCAAUUUAUUUUAGUUAAACUGGAACUCAUGUAAUUUACGCUUUUUAGUAAAGUAUUAUUAUAAGAAAUGUUGAUGGUAUUCUUGAAAGAAUCAAAAAUUUCUAUUUAAAUGGAAUAAAAUAGCAGAUUGAUUAAAAUGAGGGUAUUUGUUUUUCAGAUAAUAUCACUUAUUUGAAUCAUGAAAAUUAAAUGAUUUAUUAAUAUUCUCAAGAUCAAUGUCAAAAAAUCUCUUUGGGUCAUUCAUUUAUCUCUAUUAAUUGUUCAUAAUUUUCUUAGGAUGAGAACAUUUUAAUAAUUAUCUCUGCAAAAGAAAGAGAUAAAUAAUUCUUAAGAAUUCUUUUUAAGACUGAAAAUAACUAUAGUUAAUAACAAAAAGAAUCUGAUUUUGAUUAAGUUGUUUAUUCCUGUAAAUUUCUAACAAUUAGUUCGUUUAUACUUAUCUUAAAAGAUAUCCUGAUUUAUGAAAUUUCUGAUUUUGCAACCAGUGUCAAAUAAUUAAUAAGUUUGCCUAAUUUUUUUUACGAGCCAUAAUAAUCGAUAGAAACUAUAAAUGUUCAUCCAAACAGAAAGGAUUUUCUCGCAAUCACUAAAAGUGGUUAAAUAUAAAUUUAUAAGUUGACUCAGGAUAAAGAAUAUAAGUAUAAGUUAUAUAAAACACUCCCAAGAAAUUUAUAAGCUAAAGAUUGUGUUAUAUCUAAAUUAAAUGCUAGCGAUUCCAUCAUAGAACAAUUGAAAUAUUUAGGAGCAAUAUAUGAUGAGAAAGAUAAUUGUAAUUGA